AUGGCGGCGGCCGGCGGCGGCGGUGCUGCUGCUCCUCCCGCUGCGUGCGCGGCGUGCAAGUACCAGCGCCGGCGCUGCGCGGCGGACUGCCCGCUGGCGCAGUACUUCCCGCACGACCGGCCUCGCGUCUUCCGCAACGCGCACCGGCUCUUCGGCGUCAGCAACAUCCUCAAGACGCUGGACCGCGCCGGGCCCGACCCCGAGAGGCGGCACGAGGCAAUGCAGUGCGUCGUGUACGAGUCGCAGGCAUGGGACCUCUACCCGUCCGCCGGCUGCGUCCCCAUCAUCCACGGUCUGCAGCGCCGGAUACAGCAGGCGGAGCACGAGCUCCGCCGCGUCCACGCCGACCUCCAGGCCUACCGACGAGCCGAUGCUGCCAUCGUCGUCGUCCAAGGCGGCGGACGACCACCCGUUCAUCGCCCCGACAACUUGGACGGCGGCGCCGGCGUCCGCUACUCCUCGGCCGAGGCGAUGUCGUCGUCGUCCUCUCCACCUGCACCGCGGCCGCCGCCGUUCCAGUUACAAUGGACGGCGGCGAUGGGUGAGGACGCCGAGGGCAUUGCCGCUGCUGCUCAGGCACCAUUUAUGUACGGUGGUGGUGAUGAGCAGCAGAUGAUGAUCAACAACGCCGUCACUUCCGACGACGGCAACAUUGCCGCGGUGGCACCACCGCCACAAACGCUGCCGUGGACCAUACAGCAGCCACCGCAGUACGAGCAUCCGUUCUUCGUCAACGCAACGACAAUGCUGCCCCAGUUCCAUUACCAGCAACAACCCAUCGUUGUCUCCACCCAGCUGCCGGAGUUGCGAGACGACAUGAUGAAUUACUUUGCUGACGGCAUGAACGGUGAAAAUGAUGAGAUGCCUCGUGAAUCUAGGUAA
Miscanthus lutarioriparius is the source of this 882-nucleotide messenger RNA. Lineage: Eukaryota; Viridiplantae; Streptophyta; Magnoliopsida; Poales; Poaceae. The record is from the annotation of a GenBank genome assembly.